Penicillium arizonense is the source of this 1461-nucleotide messenger RNA. Its product is annotated as FAD-binding oxidoreductase. Gene Ontology annotation, molecular function: oxidoreductase activity; FAD binding. Bases 1 to 1461 code for a protein of 486 amino acids. Lineage: Eukaryota; Fungi; Ascomycota; Eurotiomycetes; Eurotiales; Aspergillaceae. The record is from RefSeq and is a predicted model, not a curated record. The transcript is spliced from 3 exons.
AUGCAUUGGUCUACUUUGCACCUCCUCGCAGUGACGGGGCUCGCCGCUGCUUCUGCUAUACAUGAUCCAUGCAAGGCCCUCGAGUCCAAGAUCCCGGGCCGCGUCUCAUACCCCGGUACAACAACCUACGAUGCCUCCCUCUCAUCCUACUAUAGCGGCCAGGAGCGCGCCUUGAGUCCCGGUUGUAUCUUUAGGCCGACCAAUACUUCUGAAGUAUCCCAGUUCGUCAAGUUAGUGACUUCAGCCGAUUACAAGACCAAUUUCGCCGUUCGGGGUGGUGGACACACCCUCUGGACUGGCGCGGCAAACAUUGCUUCUGGCAUCACCGUCGACAUGCGCCUCAUCAACCAAGUAGACUUGAGUGAGGAUCGCAAAAUUGCCCGCAUUGGAGGUGGCGCUGUAUGGGACCUCGCUUACGAGCAGCUCGUGCCGUAUAACUUGACUGUUAUGGGAGGCCGUAUUCCCGGGAUCGGAGUUGGUGGCUUCGCCAGUGGAGGUGGAAUUACCUUCCACGCACGCGAGCGCGGUUUUAGCUGCGACAAUGUCUACGGUUACGAAGUUGUUCUCGGAAGUGGUGAAGUCAUUUAUGUCGACGAAGGCUCUCAUCCCGACCUUUGGGUUGCUUUGAAAGGCGGCUCCAACAACUUUGGCAUUAUCACACGCUUUGAUGUAGCUACAAUUGCUCAGGGCAACAUGUGGUACAGCCUCCUGAGUUACAAUUAUACAAACGCCACGUUGCGGGCUCACGCCAAAGCCUUCAGCGACUUUAUGAAGCCAAAGAAUUUCGACAGCGCAGCUAUGAUGGGAGUCUUCCUGGUCUAUACAGGCGGUGAAUUCCUUCUCUCUGAUUCCAUGUGGUACACAAAGGAUGUUGAGAAACCCGCCGUUUACGACGCCUUCACCAAGAUUCCAAACUUGGGAGGUGUGGCCGAGCUCGACACUACUGCCAACGUCGUGAAACUGUUUGGACAGAACAUCCCAUCUAGCGAGCAACGUGCCUUCCAACUCACCUUUUCGUUCCAUAACCCGGAUCCCAAUGUCUACAUGGAGCUUUUCAAGAUCUGGGAGAAGGGCGUGAGCAAAAUCGCGAAAGUAGACAGCAUAUUCGUCGAGUUCUUGGUUCAGCCUCACCCCGUUACCAACGGCACCAACAUGUUCGGCCUGACGCCCGGAAGGACAGACGACGUUAUGAUCGACAUGACUGCUGGCUACGCAAACAAAGCAGAUGAUGCGCUAGUCCAGCGAGUCAUUAAUGACAUUGUGAACAAGCAACGCGCACUCUUAAAGUCGAAUGGGUAUCUGAUUGACUUCAUCUACCUCAAUUACGCCGACAUCUCACAGAAGGUCCUCCAGAGCUGGGGUGGGGAUAACAUUGCUAAGCUCAGAGCUGCUAGCAAGAAAUACGACCCCAACGGCGUGUUUCAGAAACAGGUCCCUGGUGGUUACAAAAUCCCAGCGUAG